Messenger RNA from Hydra vulgaris (swiftwater hydra), 1618 nucleotides. RefSeq names its product aladin. Gene Ontology annotation, cellular component: nuclear pore. The record is from RefSeq and is a predicted model, not a curated record. Gene Ontology annotation, molecular function: protein binding. Lineage: Eukaryota; Metazoa; Cnidaria; Hydrozoa; Anthoathecata; Hydridae. Gene Ontology annotation, biological process: nucleocytoplasmic transport.
UUGUUGCUACUAAAUUUAAAAAAAGAAUAGUUUUCAUAGGAUUUUUGAUAAGAUUUUAAUAUCAUGGCAACUUUAUCUGAUUUUCAACCUCCAUCAAAUUUAAAUCCUACUGUAUGCGAAAGAAAUUCAAUGCUUUUAAAUGAUCUUUCUUAUGCUCCUGAUUAUAGAAGACUUGAGUUGAAAAAUAUAUAUCAAAAAAAAAAUCUUGCAUGUUUUGAAACGUCACAAAAGCAACCUUUUUUAUUUGCAGAUAAAAGUUUUAUUGAAACAGUAAGAUCUGCUUGGGCAUUAGAUGGCAUAAAUGGUGUUUUAGAAGCUGUUUACCAAAUUAAUGAAGCUCCAGUCUUUGCCAAAAAUUUGGUAUUGGCUUUUCAGAAAUGUUUGCAAUCAUUUAAAAUUUUUAAAGAGCAAGUUUUUCCCAUUUUAAAGGAUCAGUUAGUGAAUAAAAAGUCAAUAUUGGCAUGCCAUCCACAUAUCGGAAGGUUAGCAAUAGUAAUUAAUGAGGACACCAUAAAAGUGUUGACAAUCAAUAAACUUGAUGACAGUGGUAUUUUAUUAAAAGACAAAAGAGUCACUGAAAUUACUUGCUUGUCAUGGAGACCAAAAUCAUCUCUAAGUGUUGCAGUUGGUAGUAAAAAAGGAAUCCUUGUGUGGUUUUUAGAUCCUAGUAACACAAUUAUUAGACCAGGAUCCAACACAACUAAACUGCUUUAUGUGGAUGAUAUGACAACAGAAGUGUCAUCUGUUUCAUGGUCUCCUGACGGUAAAUUACUUGCUUGCUCUUGUAAAGGCUUCACCUCUAUUUGGAUUUGGGAUGUUGUUAUUGAAAGAUCAACUUCCAUUCAACGAGUUGGAAAUGGGAUUAGCUAUUUGCAUUGGUCACACUGUGGUAAUAAACUUUUUGCUGCAGAUCAAAGUAAAAUGUUUAGAGUAUGGGAGACUAAAACUUGGAGUUGUGAAAAGUGGGGUGAUCUUAAUGGUACUUGUACUAAUGCAUGUUGGAGUUCUUGUGGGUCUUUCUUGUUAUUCACAGUUGCUAAUGAACCAUUUAUUUAUUAUUUACAUUUUUAUAGAAAUUCAACAAAUAAGGAAGACAGUGUUUUAGGAUCAGGCAUUGCCUUAAAAUGUGCAGAUUUAACGUCAUAUUGUUGGUCUGAUGAAUGCUUUAAACCAAGACUUGGUGGACUGAUAUCUCACAUGGCUUGGGAUCCAACAGAUUCUAGAUUGGCUGUUUCGUUUAAAGGAGAUGCUUCAACAGAUUCCCCAUAUAUUGCAAUUUUCCAUACAAAAAUUUCUCCUGUUCUUCAACUAAUACCAUGCGGAUUUGUUAACGGUGAAAUUGAAGAAACCCCACUUAUGUUUGAUUUUGUUCGAGGAUACGAUAAAGGUGCACUGCUCUCUGUGUAUUGGUCUAGCGAAACACUUUCAUUAAUACCUUUUUUUUAUAAUUCAACGCUUACUUUGUCACCAGCCAUUCACUUUCAUGCAAGAGAAGAGCCUAGUAAUCAAUUGACGGAUAAUAAUGCUAAUACUACUAUUUUCCCAAGAUCAGAUAUGUCGCUAUACAGUGUAAACGAUGACACUAUAUUUUGAUCUCAAUAAAAAUCAAUCUUCAGAA